AUGCACGAACUUCUCCUGUGGCUAAUCUGUUAUUACAUUAUCUUCACUACAUAUCGAUAUGCACUUAAUACUGAUCAUAAACGAACUUUCGAGAGGAUUGCUGCACAUUGUGACAAGAAAUUGGAAUACAUUCCCCUGACGUUCAUGCUCGGUUUCUUUGUGACGAUCAUUGUGGAUCGAUGGAGGCAAAUAUUCAACAAUAUGGGCUGGAUUGAGAAGUGA
Molecule: messenger RNA, 222 nt
Organism: Ostertagia ostertagi
Lineage: Eukaryota; Metazoa; Nematoda; Chromadorea; Rhabditida; Trichostrongylidae
Source: the annotation of a GenBank genome assembly